AUCAAAAGCACAUUAUUGAUACCGCGUCUUUUCCGAGCAGAUUGGAGCGGGGGGGAGAUGCUCCUGGAGCCCCGUGCUCUGCCCUCCCAGCCGCAGCCCGGGGGUCCGAGCGCUCUCUCCUCCCCGCAGGUCGCGGCGCCGCUCCCAUCCCGAGCCCCGCCCGCUCCCCCGGCCCCGCCGGAGCUCAUCCCUCGGGCGGAGCAGCGGCAGCCGCCCCUCGGGCGCGCUUCCUUGCGCCCCGCCCCCGGGAUGCCGGGAUAGAAGCUGCGCCGCCCCGCAGCACUGCGGUGGGUGCUCCCCGCUCUCCUCCUCGGCCACUGCUCUCUCUGUCUUUCAUCCCGGUAUAUGAAGAAAUAGUUUCAAGAUGAACUUCUACCUGGAAACGCUCCAAUUCAUUGUACUUUUUGUUUAUUAUUUUCUGGAGUGGCUGGUGUUCUUGGUUGUGCCUAGACGGAAGAAGAAUGUUAGUGGUGAAAUAGUAUUAAUAACAGGAGCUGGAAGUGGUCUUGGAAGACAGUUAUCUUUAAAGUUUGCCAGGCUCGGAGCAAUAGUGGUUCUCUGGGACAUCAAUGAAGAGGGACUUAAGGAGACAAAGCAACUGAUCACAGAAGAAGGAACAGCAAGAGUACACUAUUACAUCUGUGAUUGUAGCAAAAGGCAGGAUGUCUACAGAGUAGCUGAUCGGGUUAAAAAAGAAGUUGGUGACGUUACCAUUCUAAUCAACAAUGCUGGUAUUGUAACUGGGAAGAGGUUUCUUGAUUGUCCAGAUUCACUUAUGGAAAAAACUCUGGAAGUGAACAUAAUGGCACACUUCUGGACUUACAAAGCCUUCCUCCCAGCAAUGAUGGCCUCUAACCAUGGGCACUUGGUUUGUGUGUCAAGCAUGGCAGGACAGACUGGAAUCAGUUAUAUUGCAGAUUACUGUGCAAGUAAAUUUGCAGCGAUUGGUUUUGCAGAAUCAGUUAAUUUAGAGAUAAGAGAUAUGGGAAAGACUGGUGUUAAAACUACAAUCGUGUGUCCUUCAGCCAUGAACACAGGAUUGUUUGAUGGCUAUAACAACAAGUGGCCAACUCUGAUUCCCAGUUUGGAGCCUGAGUAUGUGGCUGAGCAGAUGAUCACUGCUAUUCGGCAGAACAAAGAAGUUUUUAUACUACCACGUUUUGCUUCUUUUGCGUUAUUUUUGAAAUGGGUCACACCAGUGAAAAUAAAUUUUCUUCUUGCGGACUAUUUUGGAAACUACAGUAGCCUGAAUGACUUCAAAAGUCAAGCAAAGAAGGACUGAAAAAGCACAAAAUUCAGAGACCAGCAACUCUAAAGUGGACCUUGUUAAAGGUGGUGGUGGGAAAGGUCUGCCUCUCUAGCAACUAUGAACUUAAGGUGCUUCACUUCUCAUUAGCAACUAUUUUUAAGGAAAUUACCUUUUAAUUUGCCCCUAAUCAACAGCUUUCACUAAAACUAUUUUUUUUAAUCCAAUGAACUGUUUUCUUUUCACCUCAGUAUGGAUAUACAUUGAUUGAAAUGAGUUCUUUUGGUUAAGGCUGUUAUAAUGCCUUAAAUAUAAUCCUACAUCACAAUCUAAUAAGUGGGAACUUUGAAGAGAGAAGGGACCAAGAAACUAAGUGUAUCUGGCUGGUAGCCAGGAAGACUUCCAGUGGACCUGAUGUCUUGCACACAGAAUCAAACAGAAUUGUUUAGUUGGAAAAGGCCUUUAAGAUCAUUGAGUCCAACCAUAAAUCUAACAAUGCCAAGCUCACCACUAAACCAUGUUCCCAAGAGUCAUACCUACACAUCUUUUAAAUACCUCCAGGGAUGAUGACUCAACCACUUCUUUGAGCAGCCUGUUCCAAUGCUUGACAACCAUUUCAGUGAACCAUAAGGAGGGAGUGUACUGCUGGUGCUAUUACCAUUCCAUGGUAAACUGAGGAAUUCAAGAGUUUCCUGAAGCAACAAGUUCUGAUUUAUACAAAUGGAAGUUUUGUGAAAUGAAAAUAUAUUCUCUUCUGGUGCAAAACCAAUUCAAUUCUUUAAUUUUUGGAGGUGGUGAUCUUUGGACUCACAGAUGACUAUGGAUGUUGAGGUGGGGGCAGGGAAGAAGGCAAAUUAUGUAUUUGUGCUGAUAAUAUACUUUGUCUAAUCUAUGUUAAAAGCUAAUACUAUGACUGCAACUUUGUAGUAGAAGACUUUGUAUCUUCCAAGUGUAAUAUUUUAAGAACAACUUUAAAUUUUCAUCUCCAAAGCAGAAUAAACUUGUAGUUAUGAAUCAUAAGAGGGCAAGAUUAUUUGAUAGCUCACCUAGACUGGCAAAGUAAGACAGAGUUACUAAAAGCAAAGAUAUUACCUUGUACAAACAGGGCUUCUCUUGGGAUUAUUUCAGCAGGGAAUGCUGAUAGAACUUAAAGAAUGGGUGUUGCAGAUGGAGUGAAAGAGUGAUGCACUUCACUUGCAAGAGAGAAGCAGCAAUACAGUUCAUUGAUAUAAAAUAGUAAUUUAACAAAGGUCAAUGGUAAAUGUGACAGUGGUUUAAUAAGAUGUAAUGGCAAGAUGCACUUGGAAGCCACUGAGGCAAACGAUUCUGGAUCAGAGGAAUUGUGCUGGGGAACUCUUCUUAAAGCAGCAAAACUGUGGAAAACAAAACUGACAAAAAUGUAGGAAGAAAGAGGGUUCUUUAGCGUACACACACAUACAAAGGUUGGGCUCCCCGGCAAGUGAGCAGCAGCUCUGACUUAUUGUGGGUGGGAACAGGAGUGAUGGCAGGCAACCCCCCUCCCAUCCAAGAGCAGGCCCCAGGAGCACAGCAGACAGGAUGGGCAAGGAGAUUGUGCUGCAUGAGAAGGAUGUGGUGUGGCAUCUUGCACAGCAGUUGAAGGUAUUCAACAUAGUGAAGGUGUUCAGGCAAAGUGCAGUCCCCUCCUGUCUCUAGAGGGGUAACUGUGUGAGGUUAGCACCCUCCCAGAAGAGGACCUGGCUAUGGUUUCUACUUUCCUGAAGGCAAUCACUAGAAGGGAUGUGGUGACGCAGACAGAACUCUCACACAAGGAUACAGCUGUCCAAGUCUCCAGCUGCAGGGAGUGCCUCAGCAGCAGAGACAACAGCUGCCUUCUGUGUAACCAGGUAAAUGAUCUGCCCAGCCUGGCAGCAAAGGUAAAAGAGGAAAUGGAAAGGUUAAGGAGUAUCGGGGAGUGUGAGAGGGAAAGAGGUUGGUAGAGUCACACUCUACCAUUGUUGAGACCAAGGCAGCAGAUGGAGGCUCCGCAAGAAGCGGAGGAUCCUCUACCCUCUUGCCAUCAAUCAGAAGGAGGGAACUGAAGACAGUAGGGAGAAUGGAAACUGGUCCUUGCUUGGCUUGGCAGGCAAAUGCCUUCCUAGCCUCCCUCACCUUCUCAGUUGCCCUUACACAACAGAUACGGUCCUCUGGAAUUGAAGGCUGGGCAAACGAGAAUGUAAGUGAAGGUCCAUCCAGAGGGUUGCCUAGGGCAAGCCAGUCAUCCCCACAAAUUAUGACUGCCUAUGUUAAGAAAGAAAGGAGGGCAACUGUUCUCAGUAACUCACUUCUGAGUGGAACAGAGGGCCCAAUAUGCCAACCAGAUCCAUCCCACAGGGAAGUCUGCUGCCUCCCUGGAGCCCAGGUUAGAGACAUUACUACCCGCUAUUGGUUUUAGAGGUUGGCAGCAGUGAGGUUGCAGAAAGAAGUCCAAAAGCAAUCAAAAAGGCACUGUGGUGAUUUGUUGAAGGAUCAGGAGCACAGGUAGGGUUUUCCUCAGUUCUGUCAGUGACAGGAAAGAAUACUGAAAGGAAUGGGAAAACUCACAUGAUUAACACAUGGCUCAGAGGCUGGUGCCAUUAGUAGAAUUUGGGGUCGUUUGGUCAUGGGGAGGUAUAUGUGGCACUAGACCUGCUGGUGGCAGAUGGAGUUCAGCUGUCUCAAAGGGGUAAAAGGGUUCCUGCUUAUUGAGAAGACUAUGAACUAGGUUUGAAGGGGGAAGGAGCUAUAACCAUCUCACUAGAGACGAGCCAAAGGGUAGUGUGCCAGUGCUGGGCGUGGAAUCAGCUCAAGUGUAUCUACACUGAUGCACACAGCAUGGACCACAAAGAAGAGGGACUGGAAGCCAUUGUGCAGCAGGAUAGCUAUGACUUAGCACAGAGACAUGGCGGGAUGACUCUCAUCACUGGAGAGCUACAAUGGGUGGCUAUAAGCUCUUCCGUAGGGAUAGGCAAGGAAGGAGAGGCAGGGAGAGAACGGAGACUGUAUAUUAGGGAGGCAUUUGAUUGUAUAGAGCUCAACAUUGUGAUGAUAAUGUCAAGUGCUUAUGGGUAAGGAUGAGAUGAGAGGCCAACAGAUAUCCUGCUGGAAGUUUGUUACUGACUACCCAUCCAGGAAGAAGAGGUAGAUGAAGCAUUGUAGAAGCGGCUGGCAUAACUCUCCCAAUCAUUAGAUAUUAUUCUUGUGGGGGGUUUCGACUUACUAGACUUCUGCUGGAAAUUCCACACAGCAGAGAGGAAACAGUCUAGGAGGUUCCUGGAGUGUGUGGAAGAUGGAUGACUCUUUGAUACAGCUGGUAAGUGAGCCUGUCAGGGGAGAUGCCUCACUUGACCCGCUCUUUACAAACAGAAAAGGACUGGUGGGAGUUGUGGUGGCUGGAUGCCACCUUGGGCUUAGUGGCCAUGAAAUGAUAGAGUUCUCAAAGUAAGGGAGGAGGGGGGGUGUGUCAGUAAAACCAGUGCCAUGGACUUCCCAGAGAGCAGACUUUGGCAUGUUUAGGAUACUGGUUGAGAGAGUCCCUUGGGAAGCAGUCUUGAAGGGCAAAGGGGUCCAGGAAAGCUGGACAUUCUUCAAGAAAGAAGAAUGUGCUUCUUGAAGGCACAAGAGCAGGCCGUCCACAUGUGCCAUAGGGAAGAUGACUGGCCUGGCUGAACAGGGAACUUUCACUGGGACUCAGGAAGAAAAAAAAAGGGAGAGUUUACCACUUUUGGAAGAAGGCAGUGGCAACUCAAGAAGAGUACGGGGAUCUCAUUAGGUCAUGCAGAGAGAAAAUUAGGAAGGCAAAAGCCCAGCUAGAACUCAAUCUGACCACUAUUGUAAGAGAUAACAAAAACGGUUUUUACAAAUACAUCAAUAACAAAAUGACAGCCAAGGAGAAUCUCCAUCAUGUAUUAGAUGUGGGGUGGAACAUUGCUACCAGGAUGAGGAAAAGGCUGAGGUACUUAAUGCCUUCUUUGCCUCAGUCUUUACUAGUCAGACAAGCUAUCCCCUUGAUAUUCAGCCCCCCUGAGCUGGAAGACAGGAACGAAGAGCAGAAUAAACUCCUCAUAAUACAAAAGAAAGCAGUUAAUGACCUGCUACACCACCUGGACACUCACAAGUUUAUGGGACUGGGUGGGAUCCACCCAAGAGUACUGAGGGAGCUGACAGAGGGUCUUGCCAAGCCAGCUUCCAUCGUUUAUCCGUGGUCCUGGUCAAUAGGGGAGGCGCCAGAUGACUGGAGUCUUGCCAAUGUGACACCCAUCCAGAAGAAGGGCUAGAAGGAAGAUCUGGGAAACUACAGGCCUGUCAGCCUGGCCUCACUACCAAGAAAGAUUAUGGAGUGAUUCAUUCUGAGUGUGAUCCCCAGGCACGUGCAGGACAACCACAGGAUCAUGCCAAUUCAGCCCAGGUUCCUGAAAGGCAGGUCCUGCUUGACCAGCCUGAUCUCCUUCUGUGAGCAGGUGAUCCACCUAGUGGAUGAGGGAAAGGCUGUGGAUGUUGUCUACCUAGAAAUUUAUAAAGCCUUUGAUACCAUUUCCAACAGCAUUCUCCUAGAGAAGCUGGCAACUCUUGGACAGGUGUAGUCUUCACUGGGUGAAAAAUAGGCUGGAUGGCCGAGCUCAGAGAGCUGUGGUGAAUGGAGCUAAAUCCAGAUGAUGACCGGUCACAAGUGAUUUUCCCCAGGGCUCUAGGCUUCUUUAAUAUAUUUAUCAAUGAUCUGGAUGAGGGGAUUGAUUGCACCCUUACUAGGUUUGCAGCUGACACCAAGUUGGGCAGAAGUGUUGAUCUGCUUGAGGGUAGGGAGAAUCUACAGAGGGAUCUGGACAGGCUGGGUCAAUAGGCCCAGGUAAAUUAUAUGAGGCUUAAGAAGGCCAAGUGGUGGAUCCUGCACUUUGGUCACAGCAACCCCACGCAAAGCAACAGGCUUAGGGAAGAGUGGCUGGAAAGCUGUCUGGUGGUAAAGGACCUGGGGGUGCUGGUCAACAGCCAACUGAACAUGAGCCAACAGUGUGCCCAGGUGACCAAGAAGGCCAGCAGCAUCCUGGGUUGUAUCAGAAACAGUGUUGCCAGCAGGACCAGGGAAGGGAUCUUCCCCCUGUACUUGGUACUAGUGAGGCUGCACCUCAAAUAUUGUGUUCAGAUUUGGGCCCCUCACUACAAGAGAGCCAUUGAGCUAUUGGAGCCAGUGCAAAGAAAGACAACAAAACUGGUGAAGGGUCUGGAGAACAAGUCUUAUGAGGAGCAGCUGAAGGAACUGGGGUUGUUUAGCUUGGAGAAAAAGAGGCUGAAGGAAGACUGAAUCACUCUCUACAAAUACCUGAAAGGUUGUAGCAAGGUGGGUGUGGUCUCUUCUCCCAAGUAAUAAGUGAUAGGAUGAGAGGAAACGGCCUCAAGUUGUGCCAGGAGAGGUUUGGACUGGAUAUUAGGAAAAAUUUAUUUACUGAAAGAGUGGUGAAGCCUUAGAACAGGCUGCCCAGGGAAGUGGUGGAGGCACCAUCCCUGGCCACAUUGAAAAAAAUAUGUAGUGUGGCACUUUGGGACAUGGUUUAGCAGGCACAGUGGCUGGUGGCUGGUGUUAACGAUCUCAGAAGUCUUUUCCAACCCUAAUGAUUCUAUGAUUCUUUACUGCUCAGAGGGCAAGGUCAGACUAAACUCUCAGAAAUUCUGCUCAUUUUACAGUACACUUUAGAAAAUGAGAUUUACUAAUUAGAAAACAGAUAUUACCUAAAAUGUGCUGUCUACAUGUAUGUUGCACUGUUGCUGGUAACAAAGUCAAUCACUGCUAACUGUGCGGUAUAUCUGUGUCUUGCAGACUGCUCACCUUUUUAUACUAUCAGCACACAUUUUUUCCCCCUAACUAUGAAAUACUACACGUGCAGGAUUCUGGAGCAAAGGAGAAGUGGAUUGUACAUAUGAACAGUAUGUAUCAACCUCCAGCUUUUGUAAGAGCAAGUAGCUUUUCAUUCUUAGUGUCUCUGUGAAUGGGUUCUGCUGAGGGAAAUUGAAAGCAGUGUUUGGCUAUGGGAUUUGUGGAUCUUCAGCAGGUUCAUCACAGCACUUGGAGGAUCUUACUUGAUAAUCUGUGCCAGAGAAGUGCAUCUCCAUAAGGAUUUUACUGCUUCACAGAAUCAUUGAGCUUGGAAAGGACCUCUACUGACAGCAACGUCAAUUACAGCAUGUUGCUUACUACUCUGUCCAGUCAAGUUUUGAAUAUCUCUGAGGCUGGAGACUCUACAGCCUCUCUGGGCAACCUGUUCCACUGUUUGUUCACACUCAGUCUGAAAACAAAUAAAGGAAAAUUAUAUUUCA
Messenger RNA from Cuculus canorus (common cuckoo), 7552 nucleotides. Its product is annotated as epidermal retinol dehydrogenase 2. Gene Ontology annotation, cellular component: lipid droplet. NCBI's taxonomy places the organism in Eukaryota, Metazoa, Chordata, Aves, Cuculiformes, Cuculidae. Bases 365 to 1282 code for a protein of 305 amino acids. The record is from RefSeq and is a predicted model, not a curated record. Gene Ontology annotation, molecular function: oxidoreductase activity, acting on the CH-OH group of donors, NAD or NADP as acceptor. The transcript has 7 exons.